AUUUGACACAACAGUUUAGUUUUUGUCAUUAAUUUAUGAUUUAAUUACUAAUCAAUAGUUUAUUUAAUGAUUUAAUCGCCAAAUAGUGGUCGAAAUGGAUGAGACAUACGAGACCUACUCUUCGAUGGCAGACAUGAGUCGCCGGGAGUUGUAUUCAGUGGUCAACGCAUUGAAGAGAGAAAACAAUUGUUUGAAAACAGAUUUACAGACAUUUGCUGUCAUUUCGCGGAAAUGCAGACAAUAUUUACGGGAUUUGCUAAACAGUGGACACAUUGACAGUCGCGUCACGAAAGAGAUACUGGAUUUGAUUGAUAUGAACGCACAGAAGACUGUCGUCGCUGUCGAUGCACUCAAUGUUUCGCUAAGAAUGGGACUCAAGAAGAAUAUCGUGUGGAUCGACAGUCAACUCAUUGGAAUCGAUAGACAGCCAAAGAGCGAAGUGUUUACUGAUAGGGAAGACGCCGACAGCGAUGGCCACCAAUCGGACGACUUUGACGUCAACUACGGAAGCGCUGAUGAAUGCGAGGACACGGCUGUGAGACCUCGAAGUGUGGGCACAAGUGGUUACGGAUUGCGACCAAAGUGUCCGAAGAAGAGGCUCUCGUUUGCCAUAACACCAGAGGUUAAGACAAUCCCACGUGACUAUAGGGGCGUGUUUUCGGAGCAGAUAAUGGGCGUCCGAUUGGUGGGCAACUGUGUCUGCGAUCACCACAACUGCGGCAAAUCGUUCUCGAGUUAUACGAAUCUGCGUCGACACCAGUCGUACACACAUCCAGACAAACGCUUUUUCUGCGAUCACCUCAACUGUUGCGCGCACUUCGGAACCAUUGACCGCUUGACGGCUCACAAGAGGUGCGGCGAUCACCGGCGCCACGACGAGCCCUACGAGUGCGGACUCAAUGGAUGCAAGUAUUGGACGGCAUCGCGCGAUGACUUAUUAGAGCACAUCCGCGGCCAUCCAUUGGUGGACCAGAAUAGUGACAAACUCUUGAUCUGCGACUUCAUUGGUUGCGCGAAACAGUUCGCCCGAAGCGAUCACUUUAAGGCUCAUAAACGGACGCAUCAGCGGCCGGACUACUGUUGCGAUAUCACCGACUGUUUCACGUCGUACGCCAAGCGCUCAGAACUGGUCCAUCACCUGAUGUCGGAGCACCAGAAAUAUCUGUGCGAUAGGAAAGGGUGUGAUUACAUGACUGAUGAUACCGAGGAUCUAUUGGCACAUCAGUUGAAUCAUACGAAUGUGAACCAAGGCGUGGACGAGUCGGUGACUGUUUUGGACAAUAAUCUGAUCGUAAAUACCGUUAAUAAGAGAAAACACGACGAAGACAUAACUGACGAACAUAUGCCACAAAGUGUGGCGAAAAAAUUGAAGAUUAAUGAGCGAUACGUUUGCGACUACAGAGACUGCCAGAAGUCCUAUUGUGACCAAAAAGGUCUGCGAGAGCACCAGAUGUCACAUUUCGGUAAACGGUUUUAUUGCGAUUACAAGAAGUGCUGCAAACAUUUCAGUCACUCGAGUUCGUUGCGGUUGCAUAAGAGGAAUGGCGACCACGAGUUCGGACAGACGUAUAGCUGUGGUGUCGGCGGAUGUGAUUUCGUGACCAAAACUCGCAGUGUUUUAGAGAAACACAUCAUAACUCAUACGCCGAGAAAGGAUAGGAGAUCUGAUAGGAGUACCGGAGCUACUGAUCCAACUAUUCCAGUGAUAGACAGCGAGAGGUCCACACGAUCUAAAGCAAGAGCCGAUGAAUCAAUGGGUGAUAAUUCAGACGUUGGAAGCGAUGGCAAAGUGGUUCUAAUUGAUGGCCAAUACUGUUGCGGUUACAACGGGUGCGAUAAGACAUACAACAGUAUAACGUACCUCAAGAGACACCAAUCGAGUACUCAUUCGUACAAAAGAUAUUUCUGUGUCCACAAGAAGUGUAGCAAACAUUUCGCGCGAAUCGACGGCUUGAAUAAACACUUGAAGUCAGGCGCCCACGCGUUUGGACAGCCAUUCGUGUGCGGAUACAACGGCUGUACGUACGACACGAAAACACAGCACAGUUUGAUCGCACACUUCAAGACCAGCCAUUCGCUGGACUGGGAACAGGCGGACACCACCACCACUGCCACCGACACUGUCGAUGAUCACAAUCCGUUAAUGGAUGAGGAAAUGGAUGAUAACUCAGACGAUGAAUACGUUGAGCGAAAGUCGUGGCCGAAGAAGUUGUUGUGCGACUUCGCGGGCUGUGAGAAGUCAUACACCGAUCGGCGCAGUCUUAAUGAGCAUAAAGUCAUUCAUUCGGGCCGAAGAUUUUUCUGCGACUUCGAGAACUGCUGCAAACACUUCGGCCACUCGAGUAACCUUCGCGAGCACGUGAGGGCAGGCACCCACCUGUUGGCCGACGAGUACCGGUGCUCGAAGAACGGUUGCGACUACAGGAGUGCCGUACGCGAGGAGAUCGAGGAGCACAUAACCGGCCACUCGAGCGACACGUGCGGCGGCGAGUUUGUGUGCGAUUGGAACGGUUGCGCCAAACGGUUCCGACUGCAGCGGACACUCGCACAGCACCGGCAGUUCCACUCGACUCAACCCACGCGCCAGUGUCUCAUC
Molecule: messenger RNA, 2596 nt
Organism: Oppiella nova
Lineage: Eukaryota; Metazoa; Arthropoda; Arachnida; Sarcoptiformes; Oppiidae
Source: the annotation of a GenBank genome assembly